UCUUCCCGUCUUCGCGUGCGGCGGCGCUCCCCCCAUCCCACCACGUCCCUCCUCCGCGCGGCACCACCGCCCCUCUGCUCCGGCAGUGAUCAACUGGACGGCGGCAGCCUCCCCUGCGUCGCGGCGCCAAGGACAGCGCCUCUCUCCCGUGCGUGAAGCCGCCUAGGCCGACGUCUCCCUGCGUGCGUGGCAUCGCCCAGGCCGGCGUCUCCCUCCCGCGCGUGGCGUCCCGGAGGCCAUGGCCUUCGCGUGCGCAUCCCAUGUGCGCCGCAUCCUCCUCCACCCCGGCGCCGGAGCUCCGGCGAGAUCCUUCUACGCCCAGCCCUACCAAGCCAAGGUAGGCCUGGUGGAGUUCUUGAACGGCGUCGGGAAGGGGGUGGAGACGCACGCCGCCAAGUUGGAGGAGGCUGUAGGCGGCGAUCUGCAGAGGCUGCUCGAGACCCGCACGCUGCGGCUCAAGAAGCUCGGCGUCCCCUGCAAGCAUAGAAAGUUGAUUUUGAGUUUCGCUCACAAGUACCGUCUUGGUCUUUGGAAGCCCCCGGCAGAAGCCAGGAAGGUGCAAUAAAAGUUGGUUUGUUUUUGAAGUGUCGAGUUGGAGAAGUAUGUGCUGUUAUUGGGCCGAAGCAUGUUUGGGACAUUGAAUAGUUAUGUUGUAAUUUGGAUCCCGCAAACCGAAUGUUCUUCUACUCCAACUAAUAACUGGCCCUGGUGAUGGUACUCAGGAUUUCUCUCUGUCAGGUUUGGGCAAGUGUCUAGAAAUUUUCUUUGUCGCAGAGACCAUCAUCACUCUAUUGGACUAAAUGGCUGUGGUCUUCCUAACAUUGUACUGUACAACACCCGUCAGAGGUUGAAGAUUGCACUGAA
Messenger RNA from Triticum dicoccoides, 864 nucleotides. RefSeq lists its product as uncharacterized. The coding region runs from base 239 to 565 and encodes 108 amino acids. The transcript has 3 exons. The record is from RefSeq and is a predicted model, not a curated record. Lineage: Eukaryota; Viridiplantae; Streptophyta; Magnoliopsida; Poales; Poaceae.